GCGGUUGCUGUCGACUUUGGAAAGUGUGAGUUCAUCGGUCUAGUGCGUUUUCUUUACUUGAGCCGUGUCUGUGUGGAACUGAGAGGGCUUUCAGCAGCGGGAGGCGACGAGGCAAAUCUCCAGUAUAAACUGGAAAAAUGGCAUCGAAAGGAAGGGCUUUACGAGGAGUUAUUAAAGACUACCCAAACUUUGAUGCAAAUCAUGAUGCAGAGCUGCUUCGAAAAGCAAUGAAAGGACUGGGUACUGAUGAAAGUGCCAUUAUUUCCAUCUUAACUACCAGGAGCAGCAAUCAGCGUAUAAAAAUCUCUCUUCAAUACAAAACUCUUUUUGGCAGGGAUCUCAUUGAGGAUCUAAAAUCUGAGUUGGGUGGGAAGUUUGAAAAAGUGAUUGUUGGGCUUAUGAAGACUCCUCUCCAGUAUGACGUCUCUGAAUUGCACAAUGCAAUUAAGGGUGCUGGAACUGAUGAAAAAUGCUUGAUAGAAAUUCUUGCCUCCAGAACCAACCAGGAACUUAAAGCAAUCAUUCAGGCUUAUAAGGAAGAAUAUGGCAAAGAUUUGGAAGAAUGUAUUAUCAGUGACACUUCUGGACAUUUCCAAAAGAUUUUGGUGAUUCUACUACAGGCCAGCAGAGAUGAGAGCACAACAUAUGAUGAAGCAACAGUUAAAAAAGAUGCACAGGAACUGUUUCAAGCUGGAGAACUGAAGUGUGGUACUGAUGAGUCAAUGUUCCUCUCCAUCAUAGGGAGUAAGAGUGUUCAUCAUCUUCGACAAGUUUUUAAAGAGUACAUGAAAAUCUCAGGAUACCAAAUAGAAGAAAGCGUUUCUUCUGAGACAUCUGGAAAUUUAAGGAGUGCCCUGCUAGCUGUUGUGAAGUGUAUAAGAAGUGUUCCGGAGUAUUUUGCUGAAACACUCUACAAUGCCAUGAAGGGAAGUGGCACGGAUGAUGAUACACUUAUCAGGAUUAUGAUUUCAAGGAGUGAAGUUGACCUGUUGGAUAUUCGUAAGGUAUUCUAUGACAACUAUGGACGAACUCUCCACAGUAUGAUCAAGAGUGACACUUCAGGUGAUUACAGAAAUGUCCUCCUAAGCAUCUGUGGUGGUGAAGAUAAUUAAAAUUCUUUUUGAAGUAAUACAUUCCAUCGACAGUAUUAAUGCUUUGUCCUGUUAAUUGCUUAUCCAAAUACAAUUGUAGUGCAAAUACUUUAAUGAAUUAUAGCUUGCAAAGCAUGUUAAAAUGUAUAUAAUCUCAAAGUUCCUAAAAAAAAAUGCUUUAUUGGAUUUUUGCAGCAAGAAUAUUGCAAAUAAGUUUAAGCUGAAUCCAGUAAUUAAUACAGUAACUAAUUUAAAAACCUUUUUAUUGUUUGUAAUAGUAUUUCUGUGAAAUGAAAUUGAUAGCUAUCAAGUUGCUCUAAGUGCCUUUUAAGGCAAAUAAGUUCCAAUGUGAGGUGGGGAAUUGCUACAUAUUAUUAGACUAGUAAUCCAGAGACAUGAAUUCACAUCCCAGUUUCAAUUUGAUCAACAAUAAAAAGGCAAUAAAUCUACCAGAUUUGUAUUAAAAUUCAUCUGGUUUAUUAUUAUCCUUUUGUGGAAGGAAAUUUGCCAUCGUUAUCUGUCUGGCCUACAAUGACUCCAGACAUGCAGCAAUGUGGUUAAUCCUUACCUGACCUAGCAAUGGGCAAGGAAGCCCAUUCAGUUCUGGAGAAAGUAGGAAUAGGCAAUAAUUCUGGCCUUGCCACCAAUGCCCAAGUCCAAUUUAUAGAGAUUUUUCAUUGCACUCUCUCUGGGAAGAUGGGGAUUUCAUUGCGCACAUUGAGUUAUGGAGAUUAGUUAGUAUUCAGUACUAAGCCAGCUUUUUUCUGUACGAGCAAUGGACCAAGAUGUGUUUUUUGUUUGUUUUACAAAAAAAAAUUCUAUUGUAUGUGUUUGCAUCUGGAAGGCCAUUGGAUAAUAUUUCUAUUAGGGGUUGCUAUGAGGAUCACUGCAUAAAUGGGUGGUUGGAUCAUUGAGGGAAGUUGUUGAUUUAUGUAAAAUCAUUGAUGAUGACGUCAGUCUUAAUUGGUAAUGUACAAGGAACCCUUUGUUUUACUGGGAACAUUUCAAAGCUUCUAACUAAUAGUUCAUAUGCUACUGCAUUGUUUCAAUUAAUGUUUAAGGGAUUAAUACAUCAUAAGAGAUGUCUUAAUCCCUUAGUUAUUACAGUUUAUCAUUAUAAUUGUGUUUACACAGCUGAAUCAAGCUAUUGCCAUAAAAGAACAGCUUAUGUCUACCUAUUGCUUUUACUAUACAAUGUAAAUCUAACAAAUAAAUCAUUGGAAA
Pristis pectinata (smalltooth sawfish) is the source of this 2315-nucleotide messenger RNA. RefSeq names its product annexin A5-like. Lineage: Eukaryota; Metazoa; Chordata; Chondrichthyes; Rhinopristiformes; Pristidae. The record is from RefSeq and is a predicted model, not a curated record. The transcript has 13 exons. Gene Ontology annotation, molecular function: calcium-dependent phospholipid binding; calcium ion binding. Gene Ontology annotation, cellular component: cytoplasm. The coding region runs from base 138 to 1112 and encodes 324 amino acids. Gene Ontology annotation, biological process: negative regulation of coagulation.